GUGAGGAAGGACCCUAAAAGACUGGGCUUUAGACCCUAAAAUGCAGAGCUGCAUUUCCUUUGGGGAGUCUGGGAAUAUUGCUGUUACUGCUAGGUUUGUUUGCUCCAUCCUUCCCCCUGUUGCUCUCUGUCCCAUGAAGCUGCAGGAACCCCCACCCCACAAUGCCAUCAAUCCAGCUGCCCCUGCUACUCCUCUGCUGUACCUUGUGUGGUGUUUGCCUCAACGGGGGACAGUCCCUUCCAGAGGAGAGUGAGAGCAUCAGAAGUGGUUCCCAGGAUGACAACCUGCAGAGGUCUGAAAGCCUCAUUCUUCAGUCUAUCCUCAGGCAAGCUGAAAAGGAAGAAGAGAUGAAUCAAGAAUCAAAUGCUCCUCUGCCAGAAUGGCUUUCCAAAAGACAACACCCUGGGGAAAAGUAUCUAAGUAACCUGGAGAAGAGACAGCAUCCUGGAAAAAGAGAUGUUGAGAAAGACACAUCUUAUGGAGACAUUCAGAAGAGGCAGCAUCCAGGGAAAAGAGAGAUGGAAGAUGACCUUGAUGUCUACCUGGAGCUGGAAAAGCAGCAGCCUCCUGGCAGAAGGUCACUGCUGAAUCAGUUUGCUGACAGCCCCGGGGCACAGCUCACCUCCAUGGGUGAGUUAUCCAAAAGACAGCAUCCAGGCAGGAGGUAUCUGGUGUACAAGCACCAGCAUCCUCACAAAAGAGGCUGGAACUACGAGGGAGACGUCAACGACCGACACGGUGAGAAACGGCAGCACCCUGGAAAAAGGCUCUGGAAUUCUGACAGCUCAGAUGACACAGGCCCCUGCAACUUCCAGGAGCCCUUCACCUGCAACAAAGGCAGCUUGUUGCUUGAUUUAGCAGGAGAUGUUAGCAGAGACAGGGUAGAAGAAAAACGUCAGCACCCAGGGAAGAGAUCAGCAUGGGAGAGCGAAACAGAGGAAUGA
Molecule: messenger RNA, 944 nt
Organism: Acanthisitta chloris (rifleman)
Lineage: Eukaryota; Metazoa; Chordata; Aves; Passeriformes; Acanthisittidae
Gene: TRH
Product: thyrotropin-releasing hormone
Exons: 2
Coding region: 162-944 (260 amino acids)
Biological process (GO): hormone-mediated signaling pathway
Cellular component (GO): extracellular region
Molecular function (GO): thyrotropin-releasing hormone activity
Source: RefSeq, a predicted model, not a curated record